GUCGUGUGAUAGAAAAUAUUUCCAAAAGAUGUGGUGGGUUCCUGAGACAGCUUAGCUUGAGAGGAUGUCUUGGUGUUGGAGACUCUGCUUUGAAGACCUUUGCACAGAACUGUAGAAACAUUGAACAAUUAAAUCUAAAUGGAUGUACAAAAAUUACUGACAGUGUGUCUGCUGUUUUGCAGCACGUGUUAUAGCCUCAGCAAAUUUUGUUCCAAGCUAAAACAUCUGGAUCUGACAUCCUGUGUAUCUAUUACAAACAGUUCUUUGAAAGGUUUAAGUGAGGGUUGCAGAAAUCUGGAACAUUUGAAUCUUUCCUGGUGUGAUCAGAUUACGAAGGAUGGUAUUGAAGCACUGGUGAAAGGGUGCAGUGGACUAAAAGCACUGUUUCUUAGAGGUUGCACACAGUUGGAAGAUGAAGCACUGAAACACAUUCAAAAUCACUGUCAUGAGCUUGGAAUCCUGAACUUGCAGUCAUGCACACAAAUUUCAGAUGAAGGCAUUGUAAAAAUUUGUAGAGGAUGCCACAGACUGCAGUCAUUAUGUGUUUCUGGUUGUAGCAACCUCACAGAUGCUUCUCUCACGGCACUUGGUCUAAACUGUCCGAGAUUGAAGAUUUUGGAAGCUGCAAGAUGUUCCCACCUGACGGAUGCAGGUUUUACACUUCUUGCACGGAAUUGCCACGAACUGGAAAAGAUGGACUUAGAAGAGUGUGUAUUGAUAACAGAUAAUACAUUGAUACAACUUUCUGUUCACUGUCCUAAACUUCAAGCAUUGAGCUUAUCUCACUGUGAAUUGAUCACAGAUGACGGGAUUCUGCAUCUGAGCAACAGUACCUGUGGUCAUGAAAGGCUACAAGUCCUAGAGUUAGACAACUGUCUUCUCAUCACCGAUGUGACCCUAGAGCACUUGGAGAACUGCCACAGCUUGGAGAGAAUCGAGUUGUAUGACUGUCAGCAAGUCACACGAGCAGGAAUCAAACGAAUACGAGCCCAUUUACCUGAUGUGAAAGUUCACGCCUACUUUGCUCCAGUUACGCCACCUCCUUCAGUAGGUGGUAGUCGACAGCGACUCUGCAGGUGCUGCAUUAUCCUUUGACGAUGCAUCUUUGGGGCUUCAAGAAUGUCAGAUGGCUGCUCCACCACAAGGCUAAGAAGCACUAGCAUGCUGACCUCCACAACAGUUAAACUAAUAGGAGGAGAGGACUGGCCAGUAGGUGCUUCCCACUGCAGCUGGAGGACACCCCUGAAGUCUUCCAGAUUCAUCAGUCCUUCACUAUCCUAAAGAGUGAGAUGAUGCAUUUGCAGCUUCAGCCAUUUUCUAAGUAUUUGCUUGUCAUUACAGAAUUACCUGGGCAUUCUGAAAUAUUAUUUAAAUUGAAGUUUGCUGAACAGCUUUAGCCAGGAACAUGAUGAAAUAGUUAACCAAGAUCUGAAGUCCCAGGCCACUGACCACAAACAUAUAAGAUGAGACUCUUAGGAAUGCUCAAUUAAGAGGGCACCUUUGGUAUUAUUCUUGUGAUAGCCACAUUUCCACUGUUUUGGUGAAAAACUGAGGAUUUUCCCAAAUGUAACAUCUCUAUGAUAUACAAAGUGAAGUUACUAAAAAGAAACCGGCUGCACUGAAGAGACCCUGAUGCAGUCCUGUCUGGGCUCAGGAUUUCAGAGGGGAUACUGCUGUAUACCCUUGGGGAUCAUAUAUGGAUGGAGUUAGUACAGCCUUGGUAUAAGAAUACUGGAAUUCCCUUUUGACUUAGACAACACACUAAGAUUCAUUUGCAAAUGACAAGGAACAUGACUCUAGCACUCUGGUUCUCUUCCUUUUUUUUCUCCAAGUGUAGCUCAGACCUUGGACAAAAGGAUUAACCUUAAGAAAGCUCCUAGAAGCUCAUGCUCACCUUCUUAAAUUCCAUAAGCUGAGCUAAGUAAUUCCCCAAAAGUUUCUGCUCAAAGAAAACAGAAAGACAGCUCUGGACAAACCCUGCCCAAAUCCAUAAUAAAAACAAACAACAAACUCCACAGUAAGCAGUAAGAGAUGCUGAAGCCUCAACUGCCACCUGCUCUAAAAGAGAGACAGAGAUCUUCCAGACUUUCUCCAAAAAGGGUUAUAACUAUCUUUUUAAAGAUCUAGAAUGUGUAAAAAGCCAUUUGCACACAGGUGCCCCUGAACACACACUCUUGAACACAGUAUGGAUGCCUUCUAGUUUAUCAGAUCCUUUGAUUUAGAAUGCACGUCACCUGCUUGAUCAACAUGACUAAAUUUACAGAACCCCCCCAUAAUGGCACGUCAAAGAAAAUAUAAAAAUAUAGGGUUCCUAUCCCAAAUAGCAUUUAGUCUAGCAUGACCAAACAAUUAGAAUUUCUAUUAAUGUAAUAAGUUACUUUAAACAGUCAGAGGAUGACAAAAUUACUGUCCUGGUCAUGCUAAAUCAGCUAUGCUGCACACGGUACACCUUUUUGGCAUUUAACUUGAAUAUAAUAAGAGAUACUUUAAAAAAAAACCCAACAACAUAAAGAAAUACUAGCUACAUGCUAUGGGGCUCAACAAGGUUUACUAUGAUAACCUUUAAACAAAGUGGAACCCUCCUAUGUGUGUUCUAUAUUGCAUCAUUUGGCUUUGUUUCUCCAAAGAAGUGGAAGAUAAUGCAGUAGUGUGGAGGAAGUAGAUAGAAUCACAUGGAAAAAAAAAAAAAGACAUCCUGCAUGUGACCAUCUUACUUUGAUACCAAGUCUGACUUUCUGCACACAUGCAGAGAAUAGGUCAUGGCAACGCAGAAAGAUCCAAAAACUUACGGAACAGAGUGGUAGUUACCAGACAUUUUCAGUGGCUGGUGAGAGACUGUUUAGGAAGUUUUCACUGUGGGCCACUCCCCUGGCAGUCAUACCCUAGUCACCCUCAGAGAGCUGAACUAAUCAGAGAUCACUGAUUGGGGGUUAAAACAGCAGUUAAAAGCAGGCCCCUGGACUCAACAGAUGACUGAUGGAACCAAGAGACUGUUUGCUGUGAUGGCUGGGUCCCAAACCCUAUGCAACUUUGCAUACAGGAUGCAAAUUUCUGUUUCCCCACAACUGAGAGCAUCUGGCAGUUAUUAAUCCGAGGCUUAGAAUGUUGUAGGGUUGCCAGCUGUUCAGUACUGACCCGCACAGUUGGUAUUUUCGCCUCCUGUCUGGUAAAAGCAUUCAGAAAAUACUGGACACCUAAAAUGUCCAGUAUUUUCUGAUUUCUUUUUCCCCUGCCAGGAGGCAAAAAUACCAGACUGUCUGGGUCAAUACCGGACACCUGGCAACCCUACCUGGUUCUGCAGGGAAGCUGUCUGGUCUGAAGCAGGGAGACAAUAUGGCCACUGGCUGCCUGUUAGGAGAGGCAGAGCCCAGCCCCUGUUCUUAAAGGGGCCAUGCUGGGUUUUUUUUAUUUUUUGGUUGUGAAAUAACUCUCGGGUCCU
Molecule: messenger RNA, 3439 nt
Organism: Pelodiscus sinensis (Chinese soft-shelled turtle)
Lineage: Eukaryota; Metazoa; Chordata; Testudines; Trionychidae
Source: RefSeq, a predicted model, not a curated record